Parasteatoda tepidariorum (common house spider) is the source of this 3029-nucleotide messenger RNA. It is a transcript of the gene or, whose product is annotated as AP-3 complex subunit sigma-2 or. Gene Ontology annotation, cellular component: AP-3 adaptor complex; membrane coat. The record is from RefSeq and is a predicted model, not a curated record. Lineage: Eukaryota; Metazoa; Arthropoda; Arachnida; Araneae; Theridiidae. Gene Ontology annotation, biological process: Golgi to vacuole transport; intracellular protein transport.
UGAUGUUAUUGAUAAUCAACCAACCAGUUUCAAAACUAGUUGUGUUUACUCACUCUCUCUGUUUGUUUAUAUUAAAAUUAUCUUGAUCUUAAUUUGAUUGUCUAAUGUUUAUGUAUGAAUUAUAAUUCUCUGCACUAAAAAUAUGAUUAAAGCUAUUUUAGUGUUCAACAAUCAUGGGAAGCCCCGACUUUCAAAAUUUUAUCAAUUUUAUCCUGAAGAAAUGCAGCAACAGAUUAUUAGAGAAACAUUCCAAUUAGUUAGCAAAAGAGAUGAUAAUGUUUGUAAUUUUCUGGAAGGAGGCAGUCUGAUUGGAGGAUCUGACUAUAAACUUAUAUACCGACAUUAUGCUACAUUGUACUUUGUAUUUUGUGUGGAUUCCUCUGAAAGUGAACUUGGAAUAUUAGAUUUAAUUCAGGUUUUUGUUGAAACUUUGGACAAAUGCUUUGAAAACGUUUGUGAACUAGAUUUAAUAUUCCAUGUAGACAAGGUACAUUUUAUUUUGAAUGAAUUGGUCAUGGGUGGCAUGGUAUUAGAAACAAAUAUGUCUGAAAUUAUAACUAGAGUUGAAGAGCAGAAUAAACUUGAAAAGCAAGAGGCUGGUCUAUCAGCUGCCCCUGCCAGAGCUGUUUCUGCUGUAAAAAAUAUGAAUAUUCCUCAGCAAAUCAAAGACAUGAAACUGCCAGAUCUACCUUCAAUUAGUACUCUAAAAUUUUAAUCUGUCCUUAAAAUAUUCCGAAAGUGUCAUCCUUUUUCAUUAUUGUAUUCACUACCCUGCUCAUGAAGCAUGAUGUUUAUCAAUUUUUUGUAAAACAAUGAGUUAUUUAAUAAUAUAUAUGUAAUUGGUUUUUCAGUACUUUAAUAGGGUCUAACUUUCAUUACUAAUACUGUUUUAAGUUAUUUUACAGGAUGUUCUAAAUUACAUAGAUGUUUUUAAAAAAGAAAACGGUUAGUGUUUAAAAAGAAGAAAAAAAUCCAACAAAUGUGUGUAACAGGGCAUAAGUUUUUACCUUACAGAGUUCUUGGUGAAAAUUCAAAAAAUUUCUGAGGUGUGAUGUUACAGAUAGUAUUAUAAAUCCAAAAAAAUAAAUAAUUGAAAAACACAUCUUAGCGUGUGAAUGCAAGUUACAGUAGAUAUUUUGAAAAUAUUGCUACGUUAUAUUCUUCCUCAAAAGAUUUUUUAAAAUAUAUAUGACGCGAUUUUUCAUUGACGACACAUUCAGUACCUGCCAAGUAGCUACACAUUUAUCAUCUAAUUUGAACUAAAACCAAGAGGAAGAAAACUAUAUGCCCUUCAUUUAUUGAAAGAAUUGUUUUCUUUUUUAACCCUAAUCUUUUUCCUGUUAUGAAUUAGUGAAAACAGUCUACCUAAUUUAGAACAUCCUGUAUUUGGUUAAUACUACUUGGCUAUGCUCUAAAAAUUCAAAUGUAAAUUGAUUGUUUAAUAAUUAUUUUUUUAAUAGUGUAAAUAAUCUUUUUGUCAUAUUAAUUAUUUUGUAUUAAUUGUUAAGAUUAAAUCUUUUGAUUGUAUUAAUAAAUUUGCGAAGGUGCUUUUAUUUCAUUUUUAAAAAUGGAAAAUGAAGUCUAUAUUUAUAUAUAUAUAAGUACAUUUUAAUUGCUUUUUAAGCUGAUUGUUUUAGGUUUUUCAUGGAAUUAUGGUUUAUUGCUUAAGUGCUGGAAACACAAAAAUUUAUUAUAUUCAUUUAUACCUUUAUCAUCAGUUUACUUGAAAGAGUUUGUUUAAAACCUUUAGUAUGAAAUUAUGUAUGUUUAAGUGAGAGCUUAUUAUUUAAAACUGUAUAAUACACUUGUAGUUGUUUUUUAUGAGUUUAAAAAAAGUCUAUGUUUUGUUAUUUAUAUUUUAUUAUGCUGCUAAAAAUAGAGUACUUUGUUGUUUUAUAAUUAAAGUAGUACUAAAUUAUACAUUUCAAAAUCAGAAAAUUUAUCAAUUAAAAAAAAUGUGAGUCAAUGUUUAUUAUGAAAUUUUUUCAACAAAAAUUUUUGUACUGUAUUUUUAGUACUUAUGUGUUUGUCUUUGUUUCAUGGCAUACUUAUGUAAAUAAAAUACACAUGGGCAUGGACACAGUAGAGUCUAUAAUUAAUCUACACUACUUGAAAUUAAAGAAAUUUCAAAUUAUUACCCAUGUUUAAUAAAUUAAUUAAAACCAAAUUGUACAAACUUUAAAGUUAAUUAUUGCAAUAACAAACAGAAUAAAGAACUAGUUUUGAUUUUUUUUGUUGCUCUUCUGAAUUUUUUUUUUUUUAAAAAAAAUUCAGAAGACCAACAAAAAAAUUUGUAUUUCAUCCGCUUUUAAUUUUUAUAUCUAAUUUUUAAACAACUACAGCUAGUGGUUAGAACCAGAAUUUCAAAAUAUUAUCAAAUAUUACAUAAAAUCUAAUCAAACAAUUUAAUUAAGAUUUAGAAAAAAAUUUAGAAGGAACUUAAAAACUUUAUUCUAUAAUGUGAAACUUGGGUGUUCAUGUAAAACAAAAGCAUAACUUUUUUUCAUUUUGAGAGUAUUGAUAAUAGUUUUUUUUAAAUUCAAUUGUGAUUACAGUUAGCUUUUAUUUGAAAAUCAUUUAAAACUAAAUAGACUCUACUGUGUAUACAUGUAAUAUUUGUAAAUUAUGCUAUUUGGCUGUUACUUUUUUUCAUAUCUGAAAGUAAAAGGAAUUUUACAAGUUACAAAUAUGUUUUAUAAGUGGUUUUUAUUUUUAAAAAAUUUCUUGCAAUUAAAACUAAUUUUUCAACACAAAAACUUUAUCAAUCUGCAAGUUUUAUCAUCCAAUUUUUAUAAUGUUCCAUGUAUGAAUUUAUAAAAAAAAAAAAGACAAUAUUUUAGUCUGUUGAAUAAUGAAUCAAAAUUGAAAGAAAAAACUUUUCUUUUAAAUAGCCUUUUACAUAAAUGUAAUUAUUUUAUAUAGAAUGUCAUUAUGUUUUUGAAAAUCAACCAGAUAUGCUUGUAAUUUACAGAUUGAAGAAAAUUUAAUAUGCGAUACGUUUCAUAAUAAAAAUAUUCCAUGACAACUAA